This is a messenger RNA of Rattus norvegicus (Norway rat), 3517 nucleotides long. It is a transcript of the gene Rad51ap2, whose product is annotated as RAD51 associated protein 2. NCBI's taxonomy places the organism in Eukaryota, Metazoa, Chordata, Mammalia, Rodentia, Muridae. The record is from RefSeq and is marked validated. The transcript is spliced from 3 exons. Bases 25 to 3270 code for a protein of 1081 amino acids.
GACAGAUAUUUCUGGUGGGCGCCCAUGUCUCUCUCCCGCCCCGCGUGGCCUUCAGGGCCUGCCUGGCCGCUCUCCUCAGAACCGCCUCCUCAGGACCCCGCUGCGGCGUCACCCAGCAGCAAGCGGCGUCGUCUGAAGGAGCCUGACGGCGUCUGUGAGGCGGGAUGGCCACUGCUUGUGGUGCCUCGCUUGUCUGAGGUAGAAAAAGUCUGGGAGUGGUCGCCCAGACCCUUCACAGCGUUCCUCAUUCCAAAGAGCCCCGGGAGCUCAGGCGGUGGGAGGCAGCGGUGUGACCCGGGAUGUGGAGACACAACAUUCCAGACACAGAACUGUUGGCAGUCUGGAAUCUCAGGAAGAGCAGUUUGUUCGAGGGCUCCAGGAAGGUCUUGUGAAGCAGGACUGAAGGACGGGGAGGGUGUGUACCUUGGUGACCAAGCAGAAGUGAGUCAUGCUCCACCCAAUACCCUCAUGCCCCAUGUCCAAGGAGUUAAACAGGAGUCUGAAGAACUUCCUGAGAAGGAAACUAUUCUGAAAGAAAAGAAUUCUGUGGCGAGACAGCCAAGAAACCCAUUUCUGGAUGUAACGUUUUCUGAGGAAACUAAGUCAGCAUUACAUGAAAUUAAGGACAGAUGUAAAGUUGACAGUGUUAUAACCUCAGAGAAAAGAGAAAACGUUUCAUCAUCUACACUAAAAAUACCAAAAAUUCAAAACCAGGCCUGCUUGGAAAGUGCCAAACCCAGCUAUUUUAGAGAUAGCAUCACAAAAAAUUUCCCUGAGUUUCCAAGGGAUUUAAAUAGCAACAUGUCCUUUGUCUAUUUAAAGGAAGUAGCAAAGAAAAAGAAUGACAAAAUUGUGGCAUAUGUUAGGGAUUUCACAAACAUUUUCUUGUCCCAAAAUAGACCUGAUGCUAAGAAACAAAAGUUACAGGAUAAAAAAUACGUACAUGUGGAAAAUGAUUUUUCUGACUAUUCUGAAAGUAACCACCAGUCACUCACAAUUGAAGGGAAAAUAGACUUGAUCAAUUUAAACUACUAUCGGCAUGGUAGUAUCGAGUGUGAUGUAAGAGACUCUAAAAAGAACAUCACUCUCACACUAGAAAAUGCAAAUUUGGAGGGAGCAGAAAGGAAUCAAGACUAUUACAUACCUACCAGACAAAAAGAAUCUCAAAGCCCAAACUAUAACAAAUCUAUUUUGAAAAGAAAACAGCAAAAUUGGAGAAUGAAAAAAUUUAGGAUUAUUUAUGAGAAUAUGAAUAAACACGGAGAACAUUUGAAUUUGGCGUUAUGCGGAGACCUUUUACACAAGGCAGAUUAUCACAGUGUGAAAGUCAGGAAUGUAAUGAUAGGAACUCUGGGUUCUCCCCCCAAUUUAAUAAAGGUUGUUUGGUUUAAUGGUAAAGGCGAAAAUAUCAAUAUGCUACAGCUGAGAUACUAUACUCUACAAAAGUACAUUUCAGGAAAUAAAGAAGAUAGUACUUUAAUCUGCCAUGAAAUGUCAACAUGUGAAAAGCAGAUCGAUACUCAAAAGAGUGGCGUUUUGAGCAAAUAUUUACAAAAUAGUAUUUCAGAAUUCUUAAAUAUGAUUCUGAAAACCAAUACAGUUUCUUUGCUCGAUAACUUUGAUUCUUUCAUAAGAAAUGCAGGUGACGGGGAAUCAGAAGAGGGUUGUAUUUUCAAAUAUAUAGUGAAUUUGAAUUAUUUGAAAAAUAUAAUACAGGAAAGACAUAUUGUGUAUCUAACAAAGAUGUUGACUUCUUCAAGGCUAUUAGAACAUAAUACAAAAUCUACAGUUAAGAAAAGGAAGCUAUUUAAAAUGGAACAUGUUCUUGAAUGGGCUAAGAAACAAAACAUCAAUUCUCUUACUAUGACAACUAAAAAGUUUCCAGUUUACAAAGUAUGUGAAAAUGUUCCCCUUUUAAUGAAUUUUGAUAGCACAGAAGAACUUUCUCUGACAAAACAACCUAGUUAUGAGAAUACAAAUUGUGCUGAACAACUCCUAAAUAUGGGAGAUUUGGCUUAUUAUAUGUUUGGUAUUAGCAACUCACAUGUGAAGUCUGAUCUUUUAUUUAUACAGAAUAACUGUGGACAUAUUAAUGAAAAAUAUUAUGAAAGUAGUAUGUGUAGUCAAGAUUUAGAUACUGAAAGAAAAUGGAAGCAUAAGGCCAUUCACUUAAUUUUUAAGUUCAUAUUUGAAGAUGUCUUUAAUGUUAGACAACUGUGCAUGUUGUUAAGCCAAAAUACAUCACACAGUGACCAGAUUAAUGCAAUGGCCAUAACUCUGAAGAUCAACUUGGAGGAUUUGUUAAGUAAAAUAGAAGGGAAAAUAUAUGAUUUUGUUUUGAAGAAAGAAAUGAAGGUCACAAAAAGUUCAAGUAGUUGCCAAGUUCAUAAAGCUAUUGACACAAAGAAGCAAGAGAGUAGUUUUCUCCCAAUGGACAGAAUGUCUUCAGUGCAGUCAGCUUCGCUAGUGAGUAAGAGCAUAAAUAUGGAAGAAACUAAAUCUGUUAAUCAAAAUAAUGGGACUAGCGCAAAAGAGGAUGGAGGUAUUUUGCAAGAAAUUGAGCUAACUAAUUCAAAGCAUUUCCAUCCAGAGAAUGAGUCUGCAUUGUAUGCUAAUCAUCAGUUUGAAAGUGAUUCAAGUGGGGAGAACAAUGAAUGUUUUCAGGGCUUAACUGCUAAAUGUUUAUCAACAGAAACUCUGCCAAUAGCAAACGAGUUUGAGAUAAAGAGCAAGUUUGAUUUAGUACUUGAAGAACUUCGUAUGUUUCAUGAAAUUAGUAAGGAAAAUGAAAUUCCAAGUACCAUGGAAACACACAAUAGGGAAGAAAAUUACUUUGGAGAAAGUAAUGAUGUUAAGGAGGCAAGAAUGGAGAUAGGAAACAAACUGGAAAUGGUUGAAACCAGCACAAGAGAUACAUCUUUAUUGCCUUGUGAUGUGAAAGCAGGCCUCAACAAACAUAAAAGGCACCAAAGUUUAUUUAAUUGGAAAGUAAUACCUACUCAUGGCGGACAGGCAGUUCCCAAUGAGUCUUGUCCAGGAUCAGAGGAAGAAUUAUUCCAUUCUACUCCUGAGGAAGAUUAUAAGAAACCUUUACCUAAAAGCUCUACUUUUUCUCCUGAUGAAUAUAAAAAAGAAACUUUACUGAAGGGAGGCAGUCAUGUCUCGCAUGGGAUUUCCAGAGUACAGCCUCUUAAAACAUGCAGCCGUCCCAUUAGGGUUGGCUUGUCAAGAAGAGCUAGGCUGAAACAGCUUCAUCCUUAUCUGAAAUGAAUGAGUUAUAAGGACUUACAAGAAGCUUCUGGACUAUAACAGUUCAGCAUAUCUAGGAAUGCUUUAUAUUUUGCUUUGUAUAAGUGUUUUCCUUUAGCUUGCAAAAUUUGCGCUUUUUUAAAAAAUAAAGUACAGAGAGGUUCUUUUGUGUAUAAAUUAUUUAAUUGACUUUAAAAGAAAACUUUUCACUGAUAUUUCAUGUCAUAUGAUCAAUAUACACAUUAAAGUAUUUUCAUGAUCACUUAAA